AUGUGGAAGUUAAAAAGCAAAUUGCGGCGAAAAUUUCGCUCCUCAAAGAUCGAUUGCAACAGCAAUCGGGUAGAUUACGAUGCGGCAUCGUUCGAAUCCGAAAGCCCGGGAAGGCCUUCGUCGGAGCAAUCCGAUGCAUCGGUAGCGCUUGCGGUUCCCAUUGGUUCCCAUGGACACCGGCGUGGUUGCUGCAGUGCUCCGGUUGGGCGAGUCGCCGGUAGCGCUAGUAGCGAGCAUUCUUCCGCAGUUAGUUACAACUGUUGCUACAAUUACAAUUUCCACAUCAACUACAACGUGCAGCACCAUUCGGGAGCCGGUCACCACCCCCAUCGUCAUCACCAUCAUCCGGAAUUUGUGGACGACCCCGACGGAACGCCAGCCGGGGGUUCAGAAAGCUCAACGGAAAUUCCCCACCCGAGUCAGAGAUGUCCGCGAAAGGUUCACCCGAUGUCCUGUGGCUCGCGGCCCCAACGGCACAGUGCCGGAUCUAGUGCAUCCUCGACGAAAGUUUCAUCGGAACCGGAUGCACGCAGCAAGCGGUUUCUAGCCGUCCCCGGAACCAAAACACCAACCCGGUGCCUUUCGACCAGUGACCUGUCGUCGUACAAAAGCCGCUCCGAGCACCGGGAGAGUAGCGGUAGUGGAGGAACGAGAAAAAAGGCCAAAAGUGGACGAUUGCGGCCACGAUCGGCAUCCCAGCGGGGUCGUGGUGGAUCGCUGGAAAACACCGGCAGUGAGGCCAUCUCGGAGGAUUAUCACACCCUGUGUCGACGGUUGCAGGAAGUCUCGUUGCAACCGGAACCAACAACACCAGCCAAUCCGAUCGUCAACCAAACGGACCUAACCGAUCACGAUCGGCGCAUCCUGCACUGCAUGGUGCUGAAGCGCAUCAAGGAGCUGGAGCAGCUGGAGGAAGCGGUCCUGGCGAAGCAAUGCUGGGAGCAGGAGAAGGUCUUCCGGAAGUCGCUGCUGGAUCAGCAGGAGCGUAACUACCGUAAAGCGAUCCGCCAGAAGCGCUCCAUCGAGUUGAUCGAGAUACGCAACCGCAAGCAGCGAUUGGCCCGGCUCGAGCAGCAGCAGAUCGAGAAGAUUCAGAACGAGAUCAACGAAAAGGACCUCCGAUCGGCGAGCCUGCUAAAGAACAUCGAGAUCAAGAAGGGCAUCCGGGAGUGCGAGCGAAGAAGCCGCGAAUUGAAGCGACUCGAGGACGCCACCGUCAACCAGGAGGAGAAGGUGCUGGAUCGGGACAUCUGGCGGCAAUCGCUAGGGGACAUGCUGGAGGAGCGAGCCAGCCGAGCGGAAGGAUUACGCCGGAAGGUGAUGGACGUGUACCGGCGCCGGUUGCGCAUCGACAAUCAGCUCGAGCGGAAAAUGCACGCACACAAUCUGCAGCAAACGCUCGAGCAGGAGCGGUACAAGCUGACGCUGUUGAAGGAGCGCAUCCUGGUGCGGGAAAGCCGCUUCCAGAAGUUUAAGGACAGCAAGAAGCGCAUCUUCGAUCAGUUGAAGAAUCGCGCGAAAACGACCGCGGCACUGCGUGAUAUGGUGAAGCACACAAUCGGACCAGGCAGCUCGGCUGUGGCUGCGUCGGCGUGCAAUACCCGGCCAGGAUCGGUUGUGCAACGGUGUGGGUCAUCCGCGCGCUCUGGAUCCACCGGUGGUAGUGCGAUUGCGCCACACCGUUUGCUGGAUGUCGUGCGGAUCAAAUAA
This is a messenger RNA of Anopheles nili, 1710 nucleotides long. RefSeq names its product protein split ends. NCBI's taxonomy places the organism in Eukaryota, Metazoa, Arthropoda, Insecta, Diptera, Culicidae. The record is from RefSeq and is a predicted model, not a curated record. The transcript has a single exon. The coding region runs from base 1 to 1710 and encodes 569 amino acids.